Messenger RNA from Peromyscus leucopus (white-footed mouse), 2615 nucleotides. RefSeq names its product kinesin family member 25 (gene Kif25). NCBI's taxonomy places the organism in Eukaryota, Metazoa, Chordata, Mammalia, Rodentia, Cricetidae. The coding region runs from base 784 to 2547 and encodes 587 amino acids. The record is from RefSeq and is a predicted model, not a curated record. The transcript is spliced from 15 exons. Gene Ontology annotation, cellular component: microtubule; kinesin complex. Gene Ontology annotation, biological process: microtubule-based movement. Gene Ontology annotation, molecular function: ATP binding; microtubule motor activity; ATP hydrolysis activity.
AGUCCCGUGUGAGAGCUUGGUCACCGUCGUCUUGGUGACUGGUGCUUGUGCAUUCAGCAAUCCCAAAUGGCCACUGGGACCAUGUCUCAUUUCACUUUCCCAUCUUGGUCACGAGACUUGCUGAACAUGCUCAGUGAUUAAGCACAUUGCAGAAAAGGUAUCCUGGUAAUAAAGUGAUUUCAGAUGUAUUUAUUCAUUUAUAAUAAGAUUAUGCAAAAUGUAGGUUGGUUGACUGGGCAGUAGGAAUUUUACACCCCUAGUGAUGGGUGAGAUACUACACCCGGUUACUCACAGAACAGGAGUACAAGUGCCGGUCUUGAGAUUGCCUUAACUUGUCAAGCAGUAUACAGUCUAUGCUGACCCUGCUCACCCUGCAUUCCCAGGCAGCCUGCGUGCAUGGGUGGGUCCGGGGUGAGAACACAGAAGCAGGCCACUGGUGUGUAAUUAACACGAACCACAGGACCUGUGGGGGCUGACAUUGUAGGUGUGGUAGGCUCUCUUGGGAAAGAAAGCCUCUCAUCAGGGAGAGAGGCUCAGGAGGCAGGACCCGAGAGGACUGGGAAGAGGUGAUCUAGGUUUUCAAGGCUAUGGUACGGUGAUUUAUAGUCUACAAGCACGGGGCCUGCUGUUCCUGAAAAGGCAUGAGCAACGCCGAUGUUCUAUGAGCCAGUAAGCCGCGCCCAGGAGAAACUUCUGCGGGUAGGCACAGCGCAUGCGCGUGAGCAAGCAGUCAGGGAAAGAUAGUCCGUGACUUAGCCACGCCCUCCACUCGCUGCCCGGAAAAUGCCCGGUCACCGCAAGCUGUGGGGCUUCUCAGAACGGGGGUUGCGACAGCUUCGCCAUCAAAUGCGGGUCAAAGAAGAAAGAAUAGCUGAACUGGAAACAGAAAAUGCUAUUCUGCACCUGAAAUUGGCAGAGUACCAGGAAAGGAUGAACAGGAGCAGCCGUGAGGCCUGGCCCUAUGCUCUGCUCAGAACGAGGCAGUGUCAGCAGGGAAGCAUUCACGCAGCCUUCCUCCAGCUUGGCUGCCUGACUAGGAAACUUCAACAAGACGUCAAGGAACUGCGGAGUUCUUUUCUGGUGCUCUUACAAAGCCAUCAGGACGAGUACCAGAACUGCCUCUCUGACAUAAUGGCUGCCGUGCAGGGGGUACAGCCGAGCAGCGAGGCUCUUCGAGCUUGUCAGUCAGAGGCUGCAUGUCUACAGCGGUGCUUGCAGGAGCUGGAUUCACGCUUCCGCCUGGAACAGCAGAGGAGGAGAGCGCUCCAUAACAGCCUGGUGGAGCUGAAAGGAAACAUCCGAGUCCACUGUCGCAUCCGCCCCUUUCUGUCAUUUGAUAAAGAGUUGGAUGGUUCGGCUUCACAGAACUGCAACACCCCUGGAGAAGUGGCCCAUGCUGUUGAUGAUGAAACCGUCCUGGUGAGGUGUGCUCUUCCUGGCCGCCCUCCCGCUGAGAAGACGUACAGUUUUGAAAGAGUGUAUGGCCCAGCAGAUUCUCAGGCAACCGUGUUUGGAGAUCUACGUCCCCUCCUCAUAUCCCUUUUGGAUGGGUACAAUGUGUGCAUUAUGGCAUAUGGACAGACCGGAAGUGGGAAAAGCUACACCAUGUUGGGGCCCCACUCUGAAGGUGACUCUGUACUGCUGUCAGAUGCUCGUGAAGACUUGGGGAUCAUCCCCAGAGCAGCCGAGGAACUCUUCAGGCUCAUUUCAGAAAACCCUUCAAGAAGUCCCAAGGUUGGUGUCUCCAUCGUAGAAAUUUAUAAUAACAACAUUUUUGACCUUCUGGCCAAAGACAGUUCUACAGCGAUGUCCGGGUCUAAGUGCCAGACGGUGACAACCCAGGAGGGACGUUCAGAGGUACCCAAGCUGACCUGCAGGGCCGUCGCCAGUGCUGUGGAGUUUGUGGGGCUCAUCCACAGAGGGAUACAGCUCAGAGUGCAGCACCCCACCCUGGUUCACAAGAACUCUUCCAGGUCUCACUUGAUUGUCACGGCAACUCUGACCACAGCUUCCUCCCUGGGCAGCACUGCCCCACAGUCCAGCCAAGCUUCCCUCCAGAAGAAAGCAGGAGCAGGUAACCGGUGGACCACCUCUCCCCGGGCUUCCUCUCCGCACACUGUUCCAGUGGACUCUGCAGACCAUUCCGGGCAGGUGCUGGCCAGGCUGCAGCUUGUGGACUUGGCCGGCAGUGAGUGUGCAGCAGUGUCUGGGGUGACCGGUGUGGCACUGAAGGAGACCUCCUUCAUCAACCGGAGUCUGGCCGCCCUCGCAGACGUCCUCGGAGCCCUGUCAGAGCGCUGCGACCACAUCCCAUAUCGGAACAGCAAGCUCACCCACCUGCUCCAAGAUUCCAUCGGCGGUGAUGCUAAGUUUCUGAUGAUCCUGUGUGUGUCCCCUGGGCAGAAGCACAUGGCCGAGACUCUGCGGGCCCUAAAAUUUGGGGCGCGAGCUCGGCAGGUUGAGCGACGACCAUCCAGAAGGAGACCUCCCAGCUCCCAGAUGCAGAAGCCAGGGUUGGGCCCGGCGGGGUCACCGACUCUUUUUUGAGAUGUGCUUCUUGUCAUUGCUUUGGGAUGUGCAUGCUUCAGAAAUAAACAGUGUUCUCUUGGCCUCGA